AUGUCACGUUGCAGACUGACCCCUCCAGUCCUGCUGCUCUUAGUGGUCCUGCAGGGGGCUGCAGUGCUCCUGCUGUUCGGCUGGUACGUCCAGAUCAUCCCCUGCGGCCCCCGCCCCGAACAGGGCAAGGUGCACGUCCUCCUGCUGUCAUCAUGGCGAUCGGGCUCGUCCUUUCUGGGCGAAGUGUUCAGCCAGAACCCGUCUGUGUUCUACUUGAUGGAGCCCGCCUGGCACGUGUGGACCACGCUGAAGAGGCCUGGCGCCAGGGCCCUGCGCAUGGCCGUCAGGGACCUGCUCCGCAGCAUCUUCCAGUGCGACAUGUCGACCUUGGACGCCUACAUGCCUGAGCAGCACAGCCUCUCCUCCAUCUUCAUGUGGAGCCACAGCCGGGCCCUCUGCUCCCCGCCCUCCUGCCCCCUCACCCCCAGGCACCUGUUCAGCAACGAGACCGCCUGCCGCAAGCACUGCAUCUCCGCCGGCGGCCUGCAGAAGGCGGCCGACGCCUGCCAGACCUACAGCCACGUGGUCCUGAAGGAGGUCCGUUUCUUCGAGCUGGAGUCUCUCUACCCGCUGCUGCAGGACCCCACCCUCGACCUGCGCAUCAUCCACCUGAUCCGGGACCCGCGGGCCGUGGCCCGGUCCAGGGAGCAGGCAGCCAACGCCCUGAGUCAAGACAAUGCCCUGGUGCUGGAGCAGGGAGACUGUGAGGGUAAGAGGACGGGCAAGGACCCAGACGCCAAAGAGCUGUAUGCCGUCAUGCAGGAGGUGUGUCGGAGCCACGUGAGAAUCCAUGAGACGGCGGUGCUCAAGCCGCCGGACUUCCUGCGCGGACGCUACAAGAUGGUCCGCUACGAGGACAUGGUGCGCAACCCACUGCAGGAGAUCAACAAAAUGUACCAGUUUGUGGGCUUGGAGAUGACAGAGAAGCUGCAGGAGUGGAUCUACAGGGUUACCCACGGCAAGGGCAAGGGCACCCAGAAGGAGGCGUUCCAGAUCACGUCCCGGAACGCGGCGGACGUGUCGCAGGCCUGGCGAUCGUCGCUGGCCCACAGCAAGGUGAAGCGUAUCCAGGAAGUGUGCAAGGGCGCCAUGUCCAUGCUUGGAUACAGGAUGGUCGACACCGAGAACGAGCAGAAGAAGCUGGAUGUUGAUCUCCUGUUGGCACGGGAACAGUACCAUUUCAGCUGGCAAACAUCCAAAACAGAAACCACAGACAUGAACUGA
Osmerus eperlanus (European smelt) is the source of this 1224-nucleotide messenger RNA. RefSeq names its product carbohydrate sulfotransferase 6 (gene chst6). The record is from RefSeq and is a predicted model, not a curated record. The transcript has a single exon. Gene Ontology annotation, biological process: N-acetylglucosamine metabolic process; carbohydrate metabolic process; sulfur compound metabolic process. Lineage: Eukaryota; Metazoa; Chordata; Actinopteri; Osmeriformes; Osmeridae. Gene Ontology annotation, molecular function: N-acetylglucosamine 6-O-sulfotransferase activity. Gene Ontology annotation, cellular component: Golgi membrane; trans-Golgi network. Bases 1 to 1224 code for a protein of 407 amino acids.